UCUGCGAGUUGUUUAAACUCUUCGUCGUCUUUUUAAAUUCAACGUUUCCGGUGUCUUGUGUGUUAAAGAGAGAGAGAGAGGGAGAAGGGAAGAUGUCUGGAGGUAUAGCGCGUGGUCGUCUUGCGGAGGAGCGAAAAUCUUGGCGGAAGAAUCAUCCCCAUGGUUUUGUGGCAAAGCCAGAGACACUGCCUGAUGGUACGGUGAAUUUGAUGGUUUGGCAUUGCACUAUCCCUGGUAAAGCCGGGACUGAUUGGGAGGGUGGUUUCUUCCCACUUACUCUUAACUUCAGUGAAGAUUACCCCAGCAAGCCACCAAAGUGCAAAUUUCCGCAGGCUUUCUUCCAUCCUAACGUCUAUCCAUCGGGAACUGUUUGCCUAUCUAUACUUAAUGAGGACAGUGGGUGGAGACCAGCCAUUACAGUGAAACAAAUCCUUGUUGGUAUCCAAGAUUUGCUGGAUCAGCCUAAUCCUGCAGAUCCUGCUCAGACUGAAGGCUAUCAACUCUUCAUCCAGGAUACAACUGAGUAUAGGAAAAGAGUCCGUCAGCAGGCCAAGCAGUAUCCACCUCUUGUUUAAUGUGAAAUUUCUUAUUUUAAAAGAUAAUUGGUAACUCUUAGUUACCUAAUCUUUUAUGUGUUAAGACUUGCUUUCCAUAGAGAUUACCGGUACUCGUAAAUCGUAAUACUCUAGCGGUCUGAAUGCGUGACCGCCUGAUUGAACUGGCAUUUCGCCUUGCAUGAAUAUUUUUUUUUCAUAUUUAUUAGAUGUUGCUUAAUUGUGUUUUUAUUAGUCACUAUGAACAUAUUAAUCGAAGUUUGGGAUUUCUAGCUUGAGUC
Messenger RNA from Tripterygium wilfordii, 835 nucleotides. Its product is annotated as SUMO-conjugating enzyme SCE1-like. Gene Ontology annotation, molecular function: SUMO conjugating enzyme activity. NCBI's taxonomy places the organism in Eukaryota, Viridiplantae, Streptophyta, Magnoliopsida, Celastrales, Celastraceae. The record is from RefSeq and is a predicted model, not a curated record. Gene Ontology annotation, biological process: protein sumoylation. Bases 93 to 575 code for a protein of 160 amino acids. Gene Ontology annotation, cellular component: nucleus. The transcript is spliced from 5 exons.